This is a messenger RNA of Cooperia oncophora, 222 nucleotides long. The record is from the annotation of a GenBank genome assembly. Lineage: Eukaryota; Metazoa; Nematoda; Chromadorea; Rhabditida; Trichostrongylidae.
AUGAAUGAUCGCACUGGCCUGGAGUGGAUGAUUGUCGGUGGCAUAGUUUACAUAACUGGAGUAGUAUUUUUCAAAUUAGAUGGCAUCGUGCCUUUUGCGCAUGCAAUUUGGCAUGUGUUCGUGCUCAUUGGCGCAUCUUGCCAUACUUAUGCCGUGUAUUCCACAUUGCUCGGGCCAGAUCCGAAUAAUCCCGUUCCGGAUCUGUCACGCUUGGAGCUAUAG